Molecule: messenger RNA, 1688 nt
Organism: Aphanomyces astaci
Lineage: Eukaryota; Oomycota; Saprolegniomycetes; Saprolegniales; Verrucalvaceae
Exons: 1
Coding region: 57-1526 (489 amino acids)
Biological process (GO): carbohydrate metabolic process
Molecular function (GO): hydrolase activity, hydrolyzing O-glycosyl compounds
Source: RefSeq, a predicted model, not a curated record
GCAAAAGGUCAGGCUAUACAGCCUUGCGACCAACCGAAACGACUCCAUUUUCAAAGAUGCCGCCGUCUGAGCACCAUGCCUCGGCCGUCGUGGUCACAACGUCGUCUGCGAUAGUCAUGGUCACACCAGACGUUGAAUACAAAGGGUCGUCGAAGUCGACCGACGCAUUGCAUCGACGAAGAAAGACUCGGCUUCUUCAGGCGUUGGCCACGGGAUUGCUUGUCGUUGGCGCCGUGGUCGGUGCGCUCAUGAUCUCGACGUCAUUGCAUGACGCAUCGUCCGCGCACGACGCCACAGUCGCGGCUGCAAAUGGCCAAGUGAGCGUGUGCUACGACUCGUACGACUCGCGCAACAUGCCAGAUCACUUUAAGCGCAUCAAGGAGCGGUUCGCCGGUGUCCGCACAUUCCAAACCCAAGGAGCGUUCAACCACAUUGAAGUCGCGGCGCAAGCAGGGCUACAGAUCUACGCAGGGAUAUGGAUCCAAAGCGGAAACGUCGAAGGGGACAUGGCAGCGGCCGUGUACGGCGCCAAGAAGUACCCUGGGACCGUCAAGGCGAUUCUCGUGGGGAACGAAGAGCUCAUGGUCGGCCUUAGCGCGUCGUUUGUGAUUGACAAGGUGAACCGCAUGAAGCAACUCCUUCGGGAAGCCGGCGUCAGCAACGUCCCCGUGGGGUCCGUGCAGAUGGACGGCAGUUGGUUCGGCAACCCCGGACUCGCCGACGUGUGCGACGUCAUGGGGGUGAACAUCCAUCCGUUCUUCAGCGCCACCGACAUCUCCAAAACCCGCCCGAUCGAGGAUUUGAAGACGCGGUGGCAAAACCUCGUCAACCGGUUCGGGCACAAGUCGAUUGUCGUGACUGAAGCGGGGUGGCCCACCAGUGGCAGCCCCCUGAACGGCCAUGUGCCGUCGACUGACACGGCCAAGCAGUUCAUCAACGACAUGCGCGACUGGGCGGCUGGCGGUGGCGGCGGCGACAUGCCCGCGUACUUUAUGUUCCACGACAACCCGUCGAAAUCGAUGGAUUUUGAAAAAUCAUUUGGUCUGGCUGGGACUGACGGCGUGUGGAAGUUCGACUUCAACGGUCCCCUGCAGCGCUCGCCGUCCGAAGUCAAAGGCGUCGUGUUUGUCAACACAGCCAACGACCAGGUGCUGGCGGCGGCACCACUUCGCAAAGUCGAGUUCCAUGCCAAGUGGGGCAACGACUGGGUAUGGGACUGGUCUUCGCAGUGGACGAUCCGCGGGCCGCUCAUUGUCACAUGGGACGACUACAACAAAGUAGACCUGUGCCUGGAUGCAUACGAGGGCUUCAACGGCGGCACUGUGCACUUGUGGCCCUGCGACACUGCCAACGGCAACCAGCAGUGGAACUACGACGGCGACGCCAAGCUCCUUCGACAUGCCACGCACGACGGCUUUUGCCUUGACAUGGGCAACCCGAACGGCGGCACUCCGCACUUGUGGACGUGCCACGAGUCGUGGGACCCGUGGGUGAAGUUGCAGCAGCUGGAAUGGUGGACCAAGUAGUAGGGACCUGUAAACUGACUUGAUCAGGAUAUUUUUUAGCUAGUAACACAAUACUCGCUUGUUGCUGCAUGUGAUGGCGAGUGCAGUUAUGCAUCGGUACUAGUAUGUAUGCUGCUGGUAUCGCUGUCGACGAUAACUUUAUGUUUUACGUAUUUUCCCGAG